Messenger RNA from Ostertagia ostertagi, 759 nucleotides. The record is from the annotation of a GenBank genome assembly. Lineage: Eukaryota; Metazoa; Nematoda; Chromadorea; Rhabditida; Trichostrongylidae.
AUGAACAUGCUAUUCGUGUUUUUGGAAGACGAAGUAUUCUGUGAAAUAAUAAAAAUAUCGUCUAUGUGUCCAAAUAAGGAACGAUUUGUCAAACGACGAGCUCGCUUAGUUGGUAACAACGGUGCUACCCUUAAAGCUAUGGAAUUACUUACACAGUGUUAUGUUUGCAUUCAAGGCGGCACAGUGUGUGCAAUCGGACCGCUAGCAGGCCUGAAGCAAGUGAGUGCUAUAGUGACGGAUUGUAUGAACAACAUUCAUCCCAUAUACAAUAUAAAGACUCUGAUGAUAAAACGUGAACUUAUGAAAAACGAAAAGUUGAAAGAUGAGAACUGGGAACGAUUUUUACCUAAUUUCAAGAAGAAGAUACAAUCUUCAUCCUCCACAAACGAAGCUAAGAAGAAAAAGAAACGGGCUUGGAAGAAGAAGGGUGAAUACACUCCAUUCCCUCCUGCACCUACUCUUAGCAAGAUUGACAAGCAGUUGGAAAGUGGAGAAUAUUUUAUGACUGAGAAGGAGCGGCUGUUGAAUAAAAAGAGGAAAAAGAUAGAAGUUGCUGCCAUGAAGUCUGAGGAUCGCAAGAAGGAGAAGUUGAAAAAGUUCCAAGCCUCCUGUAGAAAAGGUGAGAUUGGUAUUCUCACUCAUUUUCUUAUACGAAUACGUUUGUGGUGUUUGCCACGAGAGAAGGAGACACCGAAGCGGCAAGCUGAAGCAUUGGAUGUGGAGAAAUUAAAGAAAAAGAUCAAGAAAAUAAAGACGUGA